Molecule: messenger RNA, 2637 nt
Organism: Ostreobium quekettii
Lineage: Eukaryota; Viridiplantae; Chlorophyta; Ulvophyceae; Bryopsidales; Ostreobiaceae
Source: the annotation of a GenBank genome assembly
AUGCGGAACAUAAGUCUUGUUAUUGAGACAGACUACGGAGGCUCCGCUGGCUGUGUGUUGGCCAGGGAGAAAGCGCCAGAAUUCUUGGCAGGCGGCUUUCAAUUUGUGUUCAUCGAGUCUGAAAACAGCAGCGUACUGAACAACUCCGCAGCAAUGGCACGAAUUGUGGAACGCAUGAGGGAGGCACACACAGAGUUUGUCUCUGCGUGUCUUCACCCAGACCGGGCGACGUUAUUUAUUGAGGAAGCUUGGCAGGCUGAGCUCCCUUUGAAAGGUCGCUUCAUGGGUUCUGGGCCAACUAUCCCAGAAUGGGUGGACAAUCUGGGCCCUAUGGCCCUGGACGUGCUCACAUUUGCUGACUGGCACCACACAAUUAACCUCACGAACCUGGCACUCUUCGAAUCUGUUGAGGAAUUUGUUGAGUUGUUGGAGGGAGUGGACGGCAAAAGAGUGGAUUUCACAUUUCCUGCUCAAACUGCAUCUUUUUAUGUGCUCAUGAGUGCAAUCCAGAAAGCCUUUGAAGGAUGCAACACCACCGAGACAGCUGGAGACGUCAAUUUGUUGCUGAAUGACACCUCAGCCAUAAGUUGUGACAAAGGCAAGGCGCUUGGUUACGAUCGAGUCCUUGAGACACUGGAGCUGAGCGAUUUCGAAGGCACGAUUCUGGGGCCCGUUAAGUUUGACAAGAACCACCGCAACAUUGGCCUUGGUAGCAUCACGAUUCAGGUUGUCAACAAUAGUGGCUCCUUUGAGACCGUAGUGGUGCUUCCUCUGUCGAUCGCCAACAGCUCUCAUGCACUGAAGAUCCCAGGCAGCAAUCCAUUCAAGCCUGAGAGGUGUCCCAAAGGAACGUUCCGUGGACCAGAUGAGUUCAACCCGUGCCCAAAGUGCCCACCUGGCACAUUUUCUGGUGAGGAAGGCAGAGAUUUGUGCCAGGAAUGUGGCAGUGAUGAAUAUACAGACCGUGGAGAAGGACAGACUGGGUGCAUCCCUUGUCCAGAAAAUACGGAGAGGAGGGCUGGUGGUGGCUUUGACUUUUGUGAGUUUAGAGACAGCCACGGUUCUAUUUUCUGUGAAAGCUGCACCCUCGAUCUUGGGGAUGAAAACAUCACAUGCCUCAACUGUGAAGAGACAAGCAGCGGGGAUCGAGCUAGGGGUGUGUCAAUUUGUGACUGUGAAUGUGUUCCUGGAUUUUAUGACCCUCAGAGAAGGGCUGGGAGGGAUUGCAAGGAGUGCCCAGAUGGGGCCGAAUGUGAAGGCCAUCGCGAGUUGCCAUACCCCCUUGCUGGGUACUGGGGAAAUAGUAGUUUCAGGGACGAGAUGUACGUCUGCGAUCUUCCCAAAGCUUGCAAGGGUGGGAAAAACUUCUCUGAUCUGUGCACAGAAGAAUAUACAGGUCGUCUCUGUGCUGACUGUCAGUCAGGGUACUUCAAGAUCGUUGAACACUGCUUUGAAUGCAUGAGCACAGCCUCUACAGUGAUGCUCAUGGUCAUCGUAUUUGCCAUGUGGCUCAUCAUCAACUCAGUUGUUGCUCUACGGGUUGAAACUGUUGAGUUGAUGCUGAAUUUCGUGCAGCUUGCAAACAUCAUUGGAUCAUUGCCUCUGGAGUGGCCCAAGUCCCUCAGGCAGGUGUUUGGUGUCGCAAGUAUCUUGGACUUUGAUGUUGAUGUUGUGGAGCCGAGCUGCUUUGCAUCCUGGUCGUUCACCAACAAUUUCUUUGUGCAACUUGGUCUUCCCAUUGUGAUGUCCUUUCUGGCGCUGCUGUGGUUUCUGCUUGGUGUGCUGAGAUUCUACACAUCGAAGUGGUACCUGCAGGCACACAACCACUUUGUGGAGUGGUUUCGGGCUGCCACCGUGUAUCAAUGGGAUGUCCGCAGAACAAGCUUCCGUGGGGAAAGUUUCAUUUCUAUGGAAUUUGACAAGUUUGUUGCACAUUGCAUGGCUGCCAUUGAGGUGACCUACCUUACUACAACAAGGUACUGUUUGGAUGUCUUGGCUUGCACAGAUGUGGCGGGGGUCUCUGUCUUGACAGCUUCUCCUGAAACGGUGUGUGGUUCUGACAAACAUGAGACCUUGCGUGGAUUUGCUAUCGCUGGGCUCAUUCUCUACACGGGAGGGUACUUGGCAUUCGUCGUCUUUCAGCUAACAACCAUGCAGCAAACAAAGAGCUUCAAGCUGUCCAGCAACAUUAGACGAUAUGGCUUCGUUUAUGAACGAUUUGAGCUGGAGUAUACUUGGACAGCAGUUCUGACCCUGCUUGUCAGGAUCUUCUUUGUUGCAGCCAUGGUCCUUGUGCGCAACCCACUCUCGGCAGUAGGCAUCAUCGCGGUUGUUACCAUGGUUUGGCUGUUUGUUCAUGUGUACACCCUACCCUACGUGAAGGAUGAGCUCGACUUGCUCCAGAGUUUCUUCCUGGUUUGCCUUGCGGCAUUUGCAAUGAGCGGCCUCAUGUUCUCUUGCAAGAAUUUGCCCAGCACUGCAAGGACCAUCCUGACAGGGGGAGUGCUUGGCCUAGUCUUCAUCAUGUGCACCAUAACCUUUUUCUUCUUCUUGAUGGAGAUUUUCCAGAAGAUCUGCAUAUGGGUAGGUUGCCACAUAGGCACUGUUUGUGUGCUCUCAUGUCGUUUUCGUUGGUAG